UUCCUAUUAAAUUCGGACUGACUAGAUCUCCGUUCAUCUUCAUCGUCUCACAAGCCGUAAUUUCCCGUAAUUUCCCGCGAAAGCCAAAUUUCGGUACCACUUCUCUCUGACGGAUUUCCGUCAUCUCCAUCCGCGGAAGCAAUACGACCUUUCGAAGAGGUCGAUUGAAAUCCUAGUUUCAGAGUCGCCAUUGUGAGGCAUGAACAACGAUCGGUGCAUAAUAUGAAGAAAAAGGAGCUAAAGAAGAGCGCAUACGAGUACUGCCUCGUUUGCAAGCUAAACCAUGACCAAGGCCAGCGCCAUAAAUAUUUUCCCAACCACAAAAAAUCUCUUUCUUCUUUUCUAUCUCGGUUCGAGAUCAAGCUGUCCGACGUUCGCUUUUUUCUCAAAACUCCUUUUCGCCUCUCCCCGGAGUUUGCUUCUCACAAUCGGUUCUGGUGUAUCUUUUGCGAUGUUCAAGUUGAUGAGACUGAUAGUUCCUUCGCAUGUAGUAAUGCAAUUAAACACCUGGCCAGUGCGGAUCAUCUGAAAAAUUUGAAGCAUUUCUUCUGGAAGUAUGGCGGUGAUGUGGAACGUCUAGAUAGUUAUAGAAUUUUGGAGGCUGAUGUAGCUAAGUGGGAGAAGAAGUGCAAAGUACAAAGCGUAUCUGCUUCAUCCAGUCUUGGACCUGCAAAUGAUAUCCACAAUCAAGUCCAAUAUGAAAAUUUUGAUAAUUUUGGGAAUAAUAAUAUCCACUCUGUUGAAUCUAGUUCAUCAAUUAGUGUUUUGCCUUUACACAGUUAUACAAAUGAGUAUCAGGUAUCCAAUUCGUCCUAUUCAGGAUCCUCUGAUGUUUCAAAUUCGGUCUCGUUUCCACAUGAUACCACUGUUUCUUUGCAUGACGGCUCAUGUUCUGAUGCACAUCUAUGGAGCUCAAAGAAUUUAACACUUAGUGAGGUCAACAAGCAUUAUCAACUGGAUAGUGGUAGAACAUGCACUGCUAAUGGUCAAUCCAGUGGUCAGGGGAUGUACGGGACGCAUCAGAAUGAAACAACUGCGAACAAAGAAAGCCAUCCUGAGGGUUUUCAGACCCUCACUCGGAUUUCUAGUAUUGUUACUGGAGAUUCUGGAGGAAAUGUUCAUUCUGGGAUGUUGCCUCCUUGGCUUGAAAAGCCUGAAGAUAGUGGGUUUAAUGUUCAAAUAAGACCAAUGGUCAGAGGUGGUGUUUUUUCUUUGAAGGAAUCUGCAAAGUCCAAAAAACUGAAUCCCAAACGGGUAGGAGCUGCAUGGGCAGAAAAAAGAAAGAUGGAGCUGGAAAUGGAGAAGAGAGGAGAAAUUGUCCAAAGCUAUGAUGACAAGAAUUGGCUUCCUAAUUUUGGCAGGGUAUGGCAAUCUGGUAGCCGUAAAGAAUCUAGAAAAGAAUUUGAGAAGGAGAAAUCAAAAUUGCUGAUGGUCGAAAAUUCACCUGAAACAAAUGUCAAUAUUCAGCCGUACAUUAGCAAACGGAUGUUUUGCUGAUAAGGUAGUGGGAACUGGGAAGUUCCAAUACGUGACAAUAUUUUAAAGCGAAGAGACCAGGAGAACAAGGAAGAUGCUGCCAAUUACACGAGUGUAUAAGACAACGAUUCUCCAAAACUUCUCAUCUAGAGAAUUAUUGUACAUGGACAAUCCUUUUGAAAGAUCAGUUUGGAAAGAGAAUGAGGCUUGGAGUUUGAUAGGAAAUUUUAAAGGCUGACCGAUUUGCCACCUCUUCAUUACUUUAUUCACAAUCGUUCAAAUUUGUUGUAGUAGACAUGACAUUAAUUUUCUUUAAGAUGUCGGCUAAAAGAAUUUUUUGAGAUAUCAGUGGUAAUUGAGAACAGGAUUUCCUUAACGAACAUUGCCCAGGAUUAACUACCGUUGGGCCACUCUGCGUAUUGGAAUUAAUUGCAAAACAAAGUUUGCGUGCUCCA
Cucumis melo (muskmelon) is the source of this 1931-nucleotide messenger RNA. Its product is annotated as TITAN-like protein. The transcript is spliced from 8 exons. NCBI's taxonomy places the organism in Eukaryota, Viridiplantae, Streptophyta, Magnoliopsida, Cucurbitales, Cucurbitaceae. Bases 223 to 1497 code for a protein of 424 amino acids. The record is from RefSeq and is a predicted model, not a curated record.